AUAGCUAAUCAUUUACCGUUGGCUUGGGCCUGGGGCUGAUCCUGCAAAUUUUCCAAACGGCCGUCGUCAGAGAGCCAGAAGCUCUGAUUUGUCGAUAGGAUUUCGCCGGAAGUCUCCGUUAUCGAUAUCGAAGAAAAGGAUGUUCGAAUCUGGAUUCAAUUUGUUCUUUUUACUAUUGCCACUACUCAUCCUUCAAUUUUUGCCUAGAAUUUCAGCAAUAAGGAAGGAUAUUGGCUUUCAAGAAAUAAAAAUUUGCAGCAAUACAGUUCAAGGAAGAUUUUUACUAUCUGAUGACAACGGUCAUGUAUGUGAUGCUCUAUCACUGGAUCCACAGUCCCGCUGCUGUCCUGAGAAAGGAGAGAAAUUCUCUUGUCAUGGAUGUAACCUUCUUUCGCAGUGUUGCAAUUCCUAUGAAUAUUGUGUUUCAUGCUGCCUGGAUCCUGCAACGACACAAGAAGAAGAAGUCAUAAAGUUGAAAAUAGCCAAGCCAUCAACUGCAGCGACUUAUGCAAGCAUUUUUUAUUUCUGUGCUGGGAGGUGCCGUCAUAAUUCUGAGAGUGUGGUUCACGAAAAUGCCUAUCUUAGUGAUUUCCAUCAUUGCUUUUCCUUGCCAUCAAAUCCUUCAGGUGCAAAUUAUACACAACUAGAAGCAAGACUAGUUGGCAUUAAUGUAGUUAUUGGAAAGCAAGGUGAGUCCUGUGAUUCAGCUUGCAAGUCAAAUGGACAAUCAUGUGUCUUAAGUAAGCUUCUGGUGCUUAAUCAAUGUGACAUUAUGCAGAAAUAUAUGAGUUGCAAAGGAACAUGUUUAGCAAGCAUUGGAGCUGAUCAGCCAGCAGAAGUUGUUGAUAAUGCUCCUAAACACUUGAACCCAGGAGCUUGCUUGUAUACUCGAACACAAUCAAUACUUUCCUGUGAUGGCUCACAUCAGCAUACUAGGAGACUUUGCCCCUGCGCAUAGUGUCUGCUUGGAAAUUUUUGUCCGGACAACACACACGAAGCAACUAUCAUUCAUUUAUGUAUGCUUCAGCUUCAGUUUCGCAAAUGUUACUAACAAGGUACUUCUAUUUAUAGAGGAGCAAAUUUUGUAGACAAACGAAUAAAAAUAACAUUGGAUUAUAUAUUUGUAAUAGUAGUGUGUAAAGGAAUGAGUUGAGUUGAGUGUAUAAAGUAAUGAGGGUGGCUUUUGUGUAAUGAUAAAAUUGCUUAAUUUAUAAUCUAGA
This is a messenger RNA of Hevea brasiliensis (rubber tree), 1220 nucleotides long. RefSeq lists its product as uncharacterized. NCBI's taxonomy places the organism in Eukaryota, Viridiplantae, Streptophyta, Magnoliopsida, Malpighiales, Euphorbiaceae. The transcript is spliced from 12 exons. The record is from RefSeq and is a predicted model, not a curated record. Bases 140 to 958 code for a protein of 272 amino acids. Gene Ontology annotation, biological process: positive regulation of SREBP signaling pathway.